GCCCGGGGGCGGGAAAGGGGCUUUCCCCGCCAGAGCCCCGGGGCGAGGUAUCUCGGCGGGACGGGUGGAGAGCCGCGGAAACCGAGCCGCUGCCACGGCGAGAGGCCGGCUCAGACCCCUGGCUGGCCGCCUCGAGGGUCGGAGCGCACGUCCACACCCCCGUUCAAAACGCGCGAACCGCCGGUGCCUCAAACUCUAGGAAGCACAAGCAGGGCCGAAGCCGCCAGGCCGGACCCAGCCCAGAGGCAUGGACAGUUGCUACGACCCAGGCCUGGAUGGCCUCGAUGAAUAUGAUGAUUUCAAAUUCAGCCCCUCCUUUGUGGAACCCAAGGAGCCAGCCCCAGAGACGGCUGAUGGCCCCUACCUGGUGAUUGUGGAACAACCUAAGCAGCGUGGCUUUCGAUUUCGGUAUGGCUGUGAAGGUCCCUCCCAUGGAGGCCUGCCGGGUGCCUCCAGCGAGAAGGGCCGGAAGACCUACCCCACUGUCAAGAUCUGUAACUACGAGGGACUGGCCAAGAUUGAGGUGGACCUGGUGACACACAGUGACCCGCCUCGUGCUCACGCCCACAGCCUGGUGGGCAAGCAGUGCUCGGAGCUGGGGGUCUGCGCCGUGUCUGUGGGACCCAAAGACAUGACUGCCCAGUUUAACAACCUGGGCGUCCUGCAUGUAACCAAGAAGAACAUGAUGGAGAUUAUGAUUCAGAAACUUCAGAGACAGCGGCUCCGCUCCAGGCCCCAGGGCCUCACAGAAGCUGAGCGGCGGGAGCUGGAGCAGGAGGCCAAGGAGCUCAAGAAGGUGAUGGAUCUGAGCAUCGUGCGCCUGCGCUUCUCCGCUUUCCUCCGGGCCAGCGACGGCUCCUUCUCCCUGCCCCUGAAGCCGGUCAUCUCCCAGCCCAUCCACGACAGCAAGUCUCCGGGGGCCUCCAACCUGAAGAUUUCUCGAAUGGACAAGACAGCAGGCUCUGUGCGGGGCGGAGAUGAAGUUUAUCUGCUUUGUGACAAGGUGCAGAAAGAUGACAUUGAGGUUCGGUUCUACGAGGAUGACGAGAACGGAUGGCAAGCCUUCGGGGACUUCUCUCCCACAGAUGUUCACAAGCAGUAUGCCAUCGUGUUCCGGACGCCCCCAUACCACAAGAUGAAGAUUGAGCGGCCCGUAACCGUGUUCCUGCAACUGAAGCGCAAGCGCGGGGGAGACGUCUCCGACUCCAAGCAGUUCACCUAUUACCCUCUGGUGGAAGACAAGGAGGAGGUGCAGCGGAAGCGGAGAAAGGCCUUGCCCACCUUCUCCCAGCCCUUCGGGGGUGGCUCCCACCUGGGCGGAGGCUCUGGGGGCUCGGCCGGGGGCUAUGGAGGAGCCGGCGGAGGAGGUGGCAGCCUCGGCUUCUUCCCCUCGUCCUUGGCCUACAGCCCCUACGCGUCGGGCGCGGCGCCCGCGGGCUGCUACCCCGGCGGCGGGGGCGGUGCGCAGAUGGCGGAGGCCGCGGCGGGGACGAGCGCGGCCCCCGGGGCCCCGCAGCGCGAGCCGGAGGCGCCGUCGCCCGCCGAGCGGGAAUAUAGCGCGCGCCUACUGGGCCUGGCGCGGCGCGAGGCCCGCGCGCUGCUGGACUACGGCGUCACGGCGGACCCGCGCGCGCUGCUCGCCGGACAGCGCCACCUGCUGACGGCGCGGGACGAGAACGGGGACACGCCCCUGCACCUGGCCAUCAUCCACGGGCAGGCCGCAGUCACUGAGCAGAUAGCCCACAUCAUCUACCACGCGCCGCACCUCGGCGUCGCCAACCUCACCAACCACCUGCACCAGACGCCCCUGCACCUGGCGGUGAUCACGGGACAGACUCGGGUGGUGAGCUUCCUGCUGCAGGUGGGGGCGGACCCAGCUCUCCUGGACCGGCACGGAGACUCGGCCAUGCACCUGGCGCUGCGGGCAGGUGUGGGGGCCCCAGGUCUCCUGCGCGCACUGCUGCAGAGUGGGGCUCCAGCUUUGCCCCAGCUGCUGCACAUGCCCGACUUUGAGGGACUGUACCCAGUGCACCUGGCAGUGCGCGCACGCAGCCCGGAGUGCCUGGACCUGCUGGUGGACAGCGGGGCCGAAGUGGAGGCUGCGGAGAGGCAGGGUGGCCGGACUGCCCUGCACUUAGCCACGGAGAUGGAGGAGCUGGGGCUGGUCACCCAUCUGGUCACCAAGCUCCACGCCAACGUGAACGCCCGAACCUUUGCUGGAAACACACCCCUACACCUGGCAGCUGGCCUGGGGUCCCCAACCCUCACCCGCCUCCUGCUAAAGGCUGGUGCUGACAUCCAUGCAGAGAACGAGGAGCCCCUGUGUCCGUUGCCCUCCCCACCCACCUCUGGGAGCGACUCGGAUUCUGAGGGUCCCGAGAGGGAAACCAGAGGCAGCUUCCGGGGCCACACACCACUUGACCUCACUCGCAGCACCAAGGUGAAGACCUUGCUGCUCAAUGCUGCUCAGAAUCCCACAGAGCCCCCGCUCACCCCUCCCAGCCCUGCAGAGGCAACUCACAUCUGUGUACCCUCAGGGCCAGGGCUCUCCCUGGGCGAGACCACCCUGCAAAACCUGCAGCAGCUGCUAGAUGGGCCAGAAGCCCAGGGCAGCUGGGCAGAGCUGGCCGAGCGGCUGGGGCUGCGAAGUCUGGUGGACACAUACCGGAAGACCCCCUCACCCAGCAGCAGCCUCCUGCGCAGCUACAAGCUGGCUGGCGGGGACCUGGCGGGGCUGCUGGACGCCCUGUCUGACAUGGGUCUGGACGAGGGGGUGAGGCUGCUGAGAGGGCCCGAGACCCGAGAGAAACUGUCCGGCACAGCCGAAGUGAAGGAAGAUAGCGCCUACGGGAGCCAGUCCAUGGAGCAGGAAGCGGAGACACGGGGCCCGCUCCCCGAGCCUCCUGGAGGCCUCUGCCAUGGGCACCCCCAGCCUCAGGUGCACUGAGCGGGGACCCCCACAGCCCGCCUGGACCCCUGUACAGCAUUCCUACCUGCUCCAAAUCUUAUUUAACACCCACUGCCCACACCUCAGCUGGGGCAAAUAAAGGAUUCUCAGAAAGGGGAGGA
Molecule: messenger RNA, 3069 nt
Organism: Heterocephalus glaber (naked mole-rat)
Lineage: Eukaryota; Metazoa; Chordata; Mammalia; Rodentia; Bathyergidae
Gene: Nfkb2
Product: nuclear factor kappa B subunit 2
Biological process (GO): regulation of DNA-templated transcription; signal transduction
Cellular component (GO): cytoplasm
Molecular function (GO): protein binding; RNA polymerase II cis-regulatory region sequence-specific DNA binding; DNA-binding transcription factor activity, RNA polymerase II-specific
Source: RefSeq, a predicted model, not a curated record